GGAGAUGCUGGGUCGAACUAUGAGCCAAGUAGUGCUGGCGAGAAUGAGGACGACGAAAAUGAUGAUGACGAGGAUGAAGACUAUCACGAAGAAGGGCCUUCCAGCUUAGAGGUUUCUUCCUUUGCGCGGCCAACCUCCAACGAAGUAUCUCCAGCUCCCACUAAGACGUCUCGAGCCGUCACCAAAGGGCCUCAAGUUGCCACUCAACGAGCGCCAGCUACCCUACAACAACCAGCCGGCAAGCCACGAUACGCGAAGCCUCGAAGCACCGGGACUCACUACGCCACCGGCCCUCCCGGAGGACAGCCGUACAAAUUCACCCGCAUGCCCAAGCGCAUAGCCCUCGUGUGGCAGGAGUGGAAGCACGGGCUCCACGGCAACCCAUCGCUCGAGUUCCUGGAGCGCGAGUACAGCACGUCCUGGCGCCAAGGGACGCUCCAUGAGCUAAAGUACGGGAGUAACUACGUGGGCAAGCGGCUCAAGAUUGUGAAGAAGGUGGAGCAGAUGUGCGAGGAGGACGGGCUCACGCCGGAGGAGGCCUGUACGCUGUUGGAUCGGAGGAUUGAUGGGAGGCUGGAGUUGCUGAUGAAGGUGUUGAGGGAUGGGAAGGAUCCGUUCACGGCGAUUCCUCUGAGAUGAGGGUUUGUAUGCAAAGAAUAUUAAUUAGCUAUUGUUUCUAACGCAGUGCAAAUUUCCAAAUUAAUUGCU
Messenger RNA from Ilyonectria robusta, 708 nucleotides. RefSeq lists its product as uncharacterized. Lineage: Eukaryota; Fungi; Ascomycota; Sordariomycetes; Hypocreales; Nectriaceae. The annotation marks the transcript as partial. The record is from RefSeq and is a predicted model, not a curated record. The transcript has a single exon.